Molecule: messenger RNA, 1443 nt
Organism: Ictalurus furcatus (blue catfish)
Lineage: Eukaryota; Metazoa; Chordata; Actinopteri; Siluriformes; Ictaluridae
Gene: gabpb2a
Product: GA binding protein transcription factor subunit beta 2a
Exons: 8
Coding region: 120-1235 (371 amino acids)
Biological process (GO): positive regulation of transcription by RNA polymerase II
Cellular component (GO): nucleus
Molecular function (GO): transcription cis-regulatory region binding; protein binding
Source: RefSeq, a predicted model, not a curated record
GUAUAUAAACGCGGGGGAUUUGGGAUACAGCGUGAGAAAGUGUUUGUGUGGGAAGCGACUAGCUAAAAGUGGACAAAAGUUGAGUUAAAGUGUGAAAGCGGGCGCGUGAAAGUGAAAAGAUGUCCCUGGUGGAUUUGGGGAAGAGGCUUUUAGAGGCUGCGCGUAACGGUGAGGAUGAAGAAGUGAGGAAGCUGAUGGCCAACGGCGCCCCCUUCACCACAGACUGGUUGGGGGCGUCUCCGUUGCACUUGGCGGCGCAGUACGGUCAUCGCUCCACGGCCGAGGUGCUGCUGAGAGCCGGCAUCUGUAAGGACGCCCGCACCAAAGUGGACAGGACCCCGCUGCACAUGGCCGCCACCGAGGGCCACGAGCUCAUCGUCGACUUACUGAUCAGGAACGGCGCGGACGUGAACGCUAAAGACAUGUUGAAGAUGACGGCGCUGCACUGGGCCACUCAGCACGGACACCACAACGUUGCUCAGAUACUCCUCAAACACGGAGCCGACAUUCACGCGCUCAGCAAGUUCGACAAGUCGCCCUUCGACAUCGCCCUCGACAUCCAACAUGCAGAACUCGCCAAUCUCCUGCAGGAGGGGAUGCAGAAGCAGAUGAACAGGAAUGCAGAAUCGUCCAUCGCGCCACAGUUCAUCAUUCAGGGAGGAGUAAUCAACAUCGCCGAUCUCGUUAAACCCAACUCAGGUAACGGUGAGGACGCCGUCGCCGUCAGUGCUCUGGACCAACAGGUGAUGAGUGACUCUGGACAGAGGGUGGUUACCAUAGUAACAGAUCAGCAGGGUCACCUACAGACGAGACUCACACAGCCGCUGUACGUCACGAUGCAGAACGGACGGCAAGUGUUGGCCCUUCCCUCCAGUCAGUUCACACAGGAGUCUUUGGAUGAAGAAGCUGAACCUCCAGUACGACGAAGGAAAAUCGAAGUCGUCUCUGCUAAUCACAUCGACACUAGAGACACGGAGCAGCUGCAGCGGCGUCUGGCCGAGGCCAACAUGGCAGCCCAGUUGUACCGACAGCAGCUGCUGCAGAAGGAGCAGGAGGCGGAGGAGUACCGCAUGCAGCUGGAGGCCAUCACGGAGCGCGUGAUCACGCAGGAUGGCGAGUGCGUGGAGGAGAAGCAGGAGGAGGCCGAGGAGGAGCAGGAGGAGGUGGUGCUCCUGGCUGAUGGAGACGUGAUGCUCAACACAGAGGAGAUCGACUCCACAUCUGACGUCUCCUAACGCCUCGCCUCACGGACUCGCACGUUUACGUCCCUGUGUGUGUGUGUGUGUGUGUGUGUGUGUGUGUGUGUUCUUUUUCAGCUCUGGAUCAAGAAGAUGAAAAACUUCUACAAGUUUAUAAAAGAAAGACAGAAACUCUACUAAUUUCCUUCAUAUUUUUAAUAACUUGUCUUCUGCUUUAGUCAAAUGAUCCGUAUUUACCAUCUGC